AUGUAAUCCUUAAGUCAUUUGGAAUCUAGAUUAAGUAGUAUGUAGGAUUUCAAUAAAUUAAAGGAUCCUCAGUCAUUAUUAGAGGAGGAGUUUAAUAAAUAGGAGAUAUUUAAAAAAUAAAUAAGUGAUCAAAACUCAUAAUUCAAUUUAAUUUAUCAGGAAAUAAGGAAUAACAACAUUUACAAAUAAAAAAUAUAUUAGAAAUUGAUUCAACAUGAGAAUGAAGUAAAACCAAUUAUUAUAGAGAAAGAGGAUAAGCUUUAAUAAAAUGUUAGUAAAUUUGAUGAAUCAUAAUCAAUUUCAAGUUUAGAGACAACAAAAUAAUUAUAAAUUUCUAUAGAUGAAUUAAUCAAGUCUAUAAAUAAGAAAAAAUAAUAGAUUUAUCCUAUGGAACAUUAGAUGUAACUGUUGAAAUAUUAAUAAAAAUAAGCUGAAGAUGAAUUAAUUCUAGCUGAAUUUGAAAUGCUUAGAUCCAAAUAAUCAUUACAAUCAAUGAAAACUAAAAUUUAAAGAUUAUAGAAUAGAAGAAAUCAAUAUUUGUAAGAGUUAAUGGAUCAAAAUGACAUUCAUAGGGCAAGCACUGAAGAAUAGAAGAAGGAAUAUUAAGCAAUCUAAGAUCAUAUAAAUGAAUUAAAAAUAUAAAUCCAUGAUUAGAAAUCUUAAAUUGAAGAUCUAAAAUAAUAAGAGAGAUUGAAAUGGGAAUCAAGUGGCAAUUAAAUGAUAAUAAUAAAAAACUAUUUAGCAAUGACAAAGUUAUAUGAAUUUUGUACCAAUUAAACCUAAAAGAUUGAUAUAAGUUAAGAUUCUAAAAUAGAAAAUGACGAAUCUGAAGAUUUGAUUAUAGAAUCAUCAGAGAAUUCCUUUUUAGAUGAUGGAGGAGUGUUUUAAACACAAAUAAAGUAAACUUCUCUGAAAUCUAAGUAAUCAAUAAGAUCUAUUAAUUCAAUUAAAAAGAAUUAGAAAAAAGCAAUAAAUUAUUAAUAAUCUUUACAAAAUUUUAUAACUGCAAAAGAAUUAAUAUCAUAAGUAAAAUUGAAUGUAGAUAUAAAUAUAAUUGAAGAGAUAAUUCUAAAAGCAUAUGAAGAAUAGACAAAUUUAUAAAGACAAUUAGCUGAAUAGCAUACAUUUUUAAUUGAAUAGAAAUGUGAAUGUGUUAGAGAGUAUAAUAAUAUAUAAUGGAAGGUAAAUUUUAUUGAAAUACUUAGUUUUAACUAGAUGACGAAGGUAAUAAAGAGAGAAUAAUAAAAUGUUCAAAACCUUCAAAUGAUAAUUUUAAUUAGAAUGUAAUUACAUCAAAUAUAGCUCAAUCUAGUGUGACUAAUAAAUUAAAAAUAAUUUAAACAAUAAGUAGAAGAUAAUAAAUGGAAGAGUUAUUUUUAUGUAUGAAUAAUAGGGCCAGUAUUUUCUUAUAGAGAAUAAUAAAUAUACUUUAUAAUAUAGCAUAAAGGAGUGAAAUAUUGAGCUAAGAUAUGAUUGAGAAAUAUUAAUAGGCUUAGAUAACUUUAACAUUCUUAAAAUAAAAUUAAUAACAAUCUUAGAUACAUUUGGAUGAUUAUCCAGAGUUUAAGAAAUUAAAAAAAUCUCAUAAUAUAACAAUAUUAUAUAAUGACACUUAAAUAUUUAAUGAAUUUAAAUAAUAUUGUUAAUUAAUAACAGAAAAUGAAAUUGAUGACAAAGUAUUAUCAGAUAAUUUUGAUGCUUUUGUUUAAUUAUGUUUAAAUAGAAUAGCAUCUGAAAGUUAAUGCAUUUAUGAAUAGAUAGCAUUGAUUUGUAAUCAAAUAAAGACCGAAACAUAGUAGUUAAGUCAUUUUUGUCAUUUAUCCUCGAAUGAAUAAACACCUUUGCCUCACAUUGUCUAAAUGACUUAUAAUAUGGCAGCAGAGAAGUUGUAGAAUUACACUGACUCCAAAAUCAGCGAUCCUAAUAUUACUGCGAAAAGAAAGCAAUUGGCGUAUUAGAAUUGGUAUACAUUUUAGACGAAGAUCUUUAUUGUUGGAUGAGAGAAACUCUUAGUUAGGAGAAGUGAAUGAAGAAAAUUAUGAAUAAUAUUACAGUUAGAUAAAAACUGACAUAGAGAAUCCUUAGAUAAAAAGAGAUGUUUAGACAGAAUCUACUAUGGUUGCAAAGACUAGUUUACUUUAUGAUAAUUCAACUCCUAGAACUGAAUUCAUUAAAUAAAAUAGAUAAUUAACAUUAUCUUUGAAUAGAAUCCAAUCAUGUAAUAUUUGAUACUUCUAUUUAGUGAGUCAUAUUUAUCAUCAGAUUAAUAAUCAAGAAUUCAGUAAUAAUUUUAAACAUAAAAUACAUAGAGAAUAAAAAACUAUUCAAUAUUUAACUAAUCAUAGUACAUAGACUAGACCAGGAAGUAAUAGUUUAGCAAUGAUGUCAACAUACAGAUAGGAAUGCAGAACAGAACAUAAUAAUAAUAAUAAUGAUGAUAAAUCUAAGACUUUUAAAUAGAUAAAGAGUAAAUCCUAAACAUCUAAAGUUAUAUUAAAUGAAGCCAAAAAAUAAAUGCAAAAAAUAAAAACAAUUAAUAAAUUAUAAUUUAACAAAUGA
Messenger RNA from Paramecium sonneborni, 2559 nucleotides. The record is from the annotation of a GenBank genome assembly. Lineage: Eukaryota; Ciliophora; Oligohymenophorea; Peniculida; Parameciidae.